This is a messenger RNA of Sycon ciliatum, 3344 nucleotides long. Its product is annotated as sushi, von Willebrand factor type A, EGF and pentraxin domain-containing protein 1-like. The transcript is spliced from 23 exons. Lineage: Eukaryota; Metazoa; Porifera; Calcarea; Leucosolenida; Sycettidae. Gene Ontology annotation, molecular function: protein binding. The record is from RefSeq and is a predicted model, not a curated record. The coding region runs from base 150 to 3179 and encodes 1009 amino acids.
GCUCCAACUGAAUGGAAGAACUGACGGUACUGUAGCUGAAAACAUCCAAGCACGCGAAUGCCCUGUAGGCGGAGGACAAGCCGAAUCAGGGAUUUUUCAAUGUAGCGAAUAGAAAUUAGCUUCUGUAGACAGAGUGACACGCGAUCAAGAUGACGGGUUGGAAAUCAAUUAGAAAUGAGAUGUUAACCUGGACCAUGCUGGUGCUUUGUGCAGCGUCGAUUGGAUAUUGCCAAGAAACUCCUUCCUGUGGAAUAUGCCUAUGUGUUCUGUCAUCAGGGCAAAGAACUCUGGAAAGUUGCGCAUCACCACGUAAAGUAACAGUUCUAAUUCUGCAUAACGUUGGUUUAGAAGCGAUAAAUCCGUCUGCUUUCCCAAAUCAAACGAAUCAACUCCAAGAUUUGUACUUAGGAUCCAAUAAACUCACGAGCCUUCCUGAUAAUGUAUUUGAUGAACUAAUAAGCCUUAACCUACUGAAUUUGAGAAGCAAUCAACUCACGACCCUUCCUGAUAAUAUAUUUGGCAAACUGAUAAAUCUGAGAGAACUGCAUCUACAGUUCAAUCUAUUAACAUUCCUUCCUCCCAGUGCUUUUGAGAAGCUUUCUAAUCUUCAACAACUCGAUAUUAGUAAUAACAGACUCCUUGAUUAUCAACUAUGCGGUUUCCUCCCAAUAAAGCAUCAGAUCAUCAACUUCGGCACACUCCGAAAUCCCCUCGACCACCUCAACGCAUCCUUUUGUUCCAUGAACUGUUCAGGUGCACAACAAGCUCGGCCAGUCUGCGAUGGGCUUAAUUUUUGUACUGGCACUUUCUCUAACUAUACAUGUAAUUCAUGCCAACCUUCCACACAGGCUGGAGCAGGGCUGCCAGGAUUUAAAGGAAUUACCGGAAAUGGAACAACACUGUGUCAAGCUGGAUUUUAUUCCGAUAAACAAGUGACAUGUUCAGCCAAUGGUAUAUUGCAGCCGGCUAAUUGCAUAGCCUAUAAUUGUUCAGUAAGACUAACUAGUGGUAUCUUCACUGGUGCAGCACCGUUCUUCAGUGCUAUGUGUGACGAUGGAUAUCAGAUUAUUGGGAACAGAAAUGUUACAUGCUUGACCGCUGUAGCAACAACAACUCAACCUAAUUGCAAACGCAUCAUGUGUCCAGCUGAUCCACCGUCGAUUGCUAAUGGUUACAUCAGCGCAGUGUUUUCUAGUUUUUUUCCCGGAGAUACAGCGAAGGCAUCAUGCCUUCCAGGAUAUCAGCGAACAGGAGCAGCGGCAAUCACCUGUGACAAGAGCGGACAAUGGCCUACAGGAGUUUCUCUUCCUUCAUGCAAAUUGAUAUCCUGCACUUUACCCCGCCCACCUUCAAAUGGUUCAAUUGUUAGCAGCUCGACUUCUCCUGCUGGCCUGACCGUCUUUGCAUGCAACAAAGGUUAUAAACUGAAGGGUAGCAGUGUCACUUUAUGUUUGUCGAAUGGAAAUUUAUCAAAUCCAACACCGACGUGUUCAAGAGUCUCUUGCUCACUUUUGACUCAUCCCACAAAUGGUUCAGUUUCUCCAGGAGAUAACAACUUUGAAACAAUUAGAAGCUACACUUGUAGCGACGGAUUCAAGUUGAUUGGUUUUGCUACAACUACUUGUCGCUUUAAUGGAAUUUGGUCCGCACCUCAACCAACUUGCCAACUAAUCACAUGUCCAGCUGUUCUGCCGUCGAUUGCUAAUGGUUACUUCAGUACAGUGUCGUCUAGCUUUACGAUUGGAGGUACAGCAAACAUAUUGUGCCUUGCAGGGUACCAGCGAACAGGAGCAGCAGUAAUCACCUGUGACAGUAGUGGACAAUGGCCUACCAGCGAUUCUCUUCCAUCAUGCAAAUUGAUAUCCUGCCCUUCACCUAGCCCACCUUUCAAUGGUUUAAUUGUUAGCAGUUCUACUUCUCCUAAUGGUGUGACCGUCUUUGCCUGCAAUAAAGGCUAUAAACUGGCGGGCAGCAGUGUCGCUGUAUGUUUGACGAAUGGAAAUUUAUCAAACUCUGCGCCAACAUGCGCAAGAGUCUCUUGUUCACUUUUGACACGUCCAAGAAAUGGUUCAGUCUCUCCGGGAGAUAACAACUUCGAAACAAUUCGAAACUACACUUGUAGUGACGGAUUCAAGCUGAUUGGUUUUGCUACAACUACAUGUCACUUUAAUGGAGUUUGGUCCGCCCCUCAACCAACUUGCCAACGCAUCACAUGUCCCACUGUUCUGCCGUCGAUUACUAAUGGUUACAUAAGCACGGUAUCUUCAAGUUUUAUGAUUGGAGGUACAGCGAACAUAUCAUGUCUUCCAGGAUAUCAGCGAACAGGGACAACAGCAAUUACCUGCAACAGUAGUGGACAAUGGCCUGACAGUGAUUAUCUUCCUUCAUGUAAAUUGAUAUCCUGCGCUUUAUCCAGCCCACCUUCCAAUGGUUUAAUUGUCAGCAGUUCUACUUCUCCUAAUGGUAUGACCGUCUUUGCCUGCAACAAAGGUUAUAAACUGAUGGGCAGCAGUGUCACUGUAUGUUUGACGAAUGGAAAUUUAUCAAACCCUGCGCCAACAUGUGCAAGAGUCUCUUGUUCACUUUUGACUCAUCCAAUGAAUGGUUCAGUCUCGCCCGGAGAUAACAGCUUUGAAACAAUUCGAAACUAUACGUGUAAUGACGGGUUCAAGUUGAUUGGUUUUGCUACAACUACAUGUCGCUUUAAUGGUGUUUGGUCUGCACCUCAGCCAACUUGCCAAAGCAUCACAUGUCCAGCCGUUCUGCCGUCGAUUGCUAAUGGUUAUAUAAGCACGGUAUCUUCUAGCUUUACGAUUGGAGGUUCAGCAAACAUAUCAUGUCUUCCAGGAUAUCAGCGAACCGGAGCACCAGCAAUUACCUGCAACAGUAGUGGACAAUGGCCUACCAGUGAUUCUCUUCCUUCAUGCAAAUUGAUAUCCUGUGCUUUGCCCAGCACACCUUCCAAUGGUUCCGUUGUUAGCAGCUCGACAUCUCCUGCGCCUGACCGUCUUUGCAUGCAACAAAGGCUACAAACCGGUUGGAAACAGUGUCACUGUAUGUUUGAUGAAUGGAAAUUUAUCAAACUCUGCGCCGACAUGUGCAAGAGUCUCUUGUUCAUUUUUGGCACAUCCACAAAAUGGUUCAGUCUCGCCCGGAGAAAACAGUUUCGAAGCAACUAGAAACUUCACUUGUAACGAAGGAUUCAAAUUGGUUGGUUUUGCCACAAUCACAUGUCUUCUGCAAGGAGUUUGGUCUGCACCUCAGCCAACUUGCCAACCUAUUGAAACAUGCCCAGCCCUGCGGUUUGAGAACGGAAUUACUCCCGCAACCAACACUAGAGUUGG